Molecule: messenger RNA, 2225 nt
Organism: Bradysia coprophila
Lineage: Eukaryota; Metazoa; Arthropoda; Insecta; Diptera; Sciaridae
Product: venom allergen-1-like
Source: RefSeq, a predicted model, not a curated record
CACUUCCUUAUUAGAUUUUACUAUAUAAGAAUGGUUAGAUUCUAAUGCCUUUAGUCCAAUUAAUUUACGAGAAAUCAUAGAACUGUGAGAGCAACAUUAAAUGGGUCGUUUCGUGCUUCUUCACUACUUUGUUGCCAUUCUUAUUUCAAUUGGUAUAACCUGUGCUACGACUGACUACUGUCGGCCAGAACUCUGCGAUAAUGUUGAUGGUGCUCCUCAUAUCGGAUGUGGAAAUAACGGCCUAUGGGGUCCAAAAUGCUACGGUCGACCCGUAAUCCAUCCGAUGACCUCGAAAUUGAGAGCAUUAAUUUUAAAAAAGCACAACAUCGCUCGUAACAAAAUAGCUUUGGGAAUCGUUCCGGGGUAUCUAUCGGCCGAUAAAAUGCUUGAAAUGUCCUGGAACAAGGAACUGGAGAUUAUAGCUAUGCUUAACGUUAAAACUUGUAUAUAUGGUCACAAUCCAUGUAGCAACACAGACAAGCAUCGUUAUGUCGGUCAAAACAUAGCGAUGAGAAUAUACAGCAAGAAUUACGUGAUAGAAACCACAGAUGUAACAAUAAGCUCGUUUAUUGAUUUAUGGUUUAAUGAGUAUGUGAAUUGCAGCAUGUCUUAUAUAAACAACUAUGGGCCCAACGAGAACGUAAAGAUUGGUCAUUUUACCCAAAUUGUUCAAUCGAGAGCUAAAAAAAUCGGUUGUGCUGCAGCAACAUUUCCGUCCGAAGAUGGCUAUUUCACCCAAUUCUAUUUGGUGUGCAAUUAUUCAUUCGGUAAUGUGAUUGGUGAACCAACAUACUGCGUUGGACCGACAGCUUCUAAGUGUCACUUUGGUCGAAGUAUAUCGUACAGAGGACUUUGUAGCACGAAAAAGAAGAAGCAUGGCGUUAGAAAUUUAAUUGAUUAAUUGGGGGAUUGGGUAGGUUUAUGAGUUCUUUAUAAAUUCAUUAAAUUUGAUACCUCGAGCUUAGUGUUUUAUGUCGUCUAUCGUAGCGGGUGGAUUUUUUUCGAAACCCGACCCAACUCAACCAUUCAACACGACGCGAACACAACCCGAAUUAUAUUUUUUUAAACCCGACGUUCUAACAAGCUUCCUUCGACAAGCUUCGGUAGGAGAGAACUAUUGAUAACAAGAGAACGAUGUUCUGGCUUAUAAAUACGAUGUGAUACAUGUCUCAGUAGACCUCAGGUUGCAUCAUAAAACUAGGGAUAAAAAUAUGAAAAGUAAAGUUUUUGUGAGAAUUUCGUUGAUCCGAGGCGAACCAGAGCUCAAUAAACACACGAAAACGAAGCUUUUCAUUUUUAUCCCAAGUUAUGGAAUGGAGUUUACAUGCUAAGGGCUUCGUGAGUAAUACAUAACUGAAACAUGCUUAGAAUGGUUUCCGAUGCAUGUAGCGUAUAAAAUAUAUUGUGGAAGUCUACUGAUAAAAGUUUCAAAUAACCCACUCAUAUCUAGCCUAUCGUAAGGUUAGUGUGACUUUUCUACUUCAUUUAUGAGGACAAUGGACUCAUCACACCUCUCGUUCCUUUAUUUCAAUGAUCGGAAAUGUUUUCAAUCAAUAUUUCAUUGCCAUCAAAACCACCCACAACGAACGAGCUGAACAUUGUGCGACCCUUUAACAUUUUUAGUUAAACUCAUAAAAUCAAACCAUGAAUAAGAGAGAUAUGGACAUUUAAGCAAAGUCCCAUGAUUUCACGACUAUUAUUAUUAUUAUUUCAAGCGUUUAAGAAAAUUAUUGUUAGGUUGAAGGUUCUAUAGAUAUACGCUCUGUUCGAACUAAAUGGAAAAUGGAAUGUUUAUAGAAUUUUGUAGCAAACGAAAUCAUUCAGUGAAAUUGUUCAAAGUUGUGUACCGAAUGUUUGCAUUUAUAUAUCUAUAUAGGAAAACGUAAUAGACCAUAUAACCCAUCGUACAGCACAAGCUAAAAACGAUAAAAUAAUUUUAUAUCUUCACAAUGUUUAUAAGAAGGAAACAAAAAAAAAAAAACAAAAAAAAAUCAACAUGACCAAUAAGUUCGUUCAUAAUCUCUGUAUGUACACUACUGCAAUUAUAGCAUAGGAUUUAUGAUUGUUGCAAAGCUUUGGGGCACGAAACAUUUUAUUAUCCAAUUCAAGCGACUUUAAUAUUAUUUUAUGCAUUUUAUUUUAUUUAUUAUUUUUUUCCUCUCCUAUACUUUUUUUGUGGUUGGUUAGCUGUCUUACGACGGAACGGUGCAACGAAAAUCCAAAAC